This is a messenger RNA of Paramecium pentaurelia, 2024 nucleotides long. The record is from the annotation of a GenBank genome assembly. Lineage: Eukaryota; Ciliophora; Oligohymenophorea; Peniculida; Parameciidae.
UAUGCUGCUUCAUUAUGCCAUUCGUAUAGUUGAAAAGAAUUAAUCAAUCAAUGAUUCUAGUACUAUGACUAAUCUUGAUUUUCGACUAAUAAAUCCAAACACUGGUAAAAAAUAUGACUAUCCUGUAUGUAAUUUUCUUAAAAUAGGUUUUUGGAAAAAAUUGCAAUCAUUUUGGAGAAAAAUUCAUCAAUCUCUAAGAUGUUGUAAAUGGAUUCAAUUCUCAGAAUAGAUCUUAUGAAUGUCCUCAUUGUCAAAUAGUUUAUGAAGAGGUUUCAGAUUUUGUACCACAUGAUCUCUAUAUAAGAAUUAAGAAUGACUUCCAUCCUCUUACAGAUAAAAUUUCUGUUUUACAUGGAAUUUUAUUAAGUCACAUUAAAAGAAAUAAAAAAAGAUUUGGUGACCCUUUAAUUUCUAAUAAAAUUUAACAAUAAAUAAAAUUUUUAUUAACAGAGAAUAACGAAGAUCAAUUUUAAAAAGCUUAAUAAUUUUCUUAUCUAGCCUCAUUUGAUUAAAGACUCAAAUCAAAUAAUUAAUUUUAAUUCUAGUCUUUAUGUUUACUUGAUAAUGUAAAUAUAAACAUUCCAGUAAGACAUAAGGAUUGCAAACAUGUUGAAGCUUAUGAAUUAACUAGUUUGAUUUGUUAUCAGAUUGAAAACUAUAGGGAUUUAAAAAACAAAUAAUUACAAGAAAGAGAGUCAAAUUAAUAUCUAAAAUGUAUUAAAAAAGGCUGUUCAUCUAUUUUUCCCUUAAUUUCUGAUUAGAAGCUCCUAGAUUGUCUUGUAGUUGAUUUUGAAUUUUUAAAAACUAUAAAAAGGUCUUAUCCUGGAAAUCAGCUCUUUGUAGUGAGUAAGAUAUAUAAUGAUGUAAUUUCUUUAUCAGAUUUUAUUUCAAAUAGUAUUAGUAAUAAAGACCAAUUCAUUAGUACAUAUUGGAAUAAAAAUAAAAACGAAUUAGAUCAAUUAUUUAAAUCUUCUUUCUCAGAAUUUUAAAGAAUAGUAUUAGAGAAGAUGGCAACAGUAAUCAAUUUAGAAUUGCAUAAGAAUGUUAAGGAAAAAAUUAAUUAAUAUAAAAAUUCUAAUUGCUAGAUGAAACUAAAGGAUUAAUCUGGUUAGAUGGUUGAAUUUCCAGCUCGUUGUGUUAACUGUCCAAUACCAAAAGAAAAUGAGUCUUAAUAUAGCGAAACAAAAAUUCCAUUAUUAAAUUGGGACAUUCGAACUUUUGUAGCAUUUAUUGUUCAUAAAUAAAAAUAAGCAGAACAUAAGAAAUAAAAUUCUGAAAAAUUACAAUGCCCUUUAUGUUAAACUGAAUUUAAAAAGAAUUUAGUUCAAAUUUAAUUUAACAAUGAAUUAAUUUUUUAUGAUGCUUAGUUAUAUUCGAAAAUGCAGAUUAACAUAGAAAAAAUUAGAAAUGAGCCAAAUAAUUUGUUCUCAUAUUAGGGAAAAGAAUACUUACUCGACAAUUUCAAGAAUUUAUGGAGAUAUACCUGUGAAGAUUUUUUAAGGUAAUGAUUAAUAUUGAUAUAGUGAUGAAAAAAAUAGUGAAAUUUAUAAGAUAUACUAUGAAUCGAUUAAAUGUUCAAAUUUUGAAGAUAUUCGGAUUAAAGAUCCUUUAAUAAAUUUUAAAUGCAAAAAAUAAAUUAGGUUUAAUUUUGAUUAUUUCUACGAAAAAUUUAAACAAAAUUAAUUUUAAUUUAAGAAUGGAAUAAAAUUAUGCAAAUGCCAAGAAACAGAUUGUGGAUUGGUGACUGAAAUAGAAGAAUAAUUAUAUUAUGAUCAUGUUUGGGUAGAGGCUUUUGCAUAAAAACCACUUCAUUGUAACUGUGAAUACGGAUUUUCAUAUGAUGUAUUGAAUAAAGAAUUCAAAGAAUUAAAAAAAGGAGAGUUUUUAUUUUAGAAACUGAUUCCUCCAGUUGUGAGACACUUCAAGGAAGAUGAAACAUUAGAGAGAGGAACAUCAUUCAAAAUUUAGUAAUCAGCAUAAAUGCAAAAAAUGAGACAAUAGUCACUGAUGGAAUAAUAAUGAAC